Messenger RNA from Brenthis ino (lesser marbled fritillary), 1032 nucleotides. NCBI's taxonomy places the organism in Eukaryota, Metazoa, Arthropoda, Insecta, Lepidoptera, Nymphalidae. The record is from the annotation of a GenBank genome assembly.
AUGUCAAUCACAAUAAUUUUUUUAUUUGUGUUAGAAGUAACUGCGCAAAGUGAUAAAUCAAACUUAAGUUUUGUAGAAAAUUUGUAUGCUAAAAUGUCCAGUGCAUGUCGUGCUCUUUUGGACUUUCAGUUUAACUCAAUGACAAGCCAAAAUGGUAUAUUGAAGACUAUGAAGAUAAUUUAUCUGGAUGAUACUGGAAGCCAAAGCUUUUCCAUUGAUAAAGCGUUUAACGCACUAACUCAGCCUGGAAUGUUUGAUAUAACGAAACAAACAAAAAUAAUUAUUCAUGGAUUCAGAGACAGCUCACAAUCUUCGGUAUCAUUAGAUAUAGCCCAGGGCUAUUAUGAGAAAGAUAUGUUUAAUGUACUUCUGGUGGAUGCUGAGGAGAUGAUGAAUCAAAGAUAUAUUCUAUCUGUGCAUAAUGCUCGUCUUAUUGGGAAAAGACUGGCUAAUUUAUUAGCUAAUUUAGAAAAUUUUGGGGCAAGCGCUGACGAUUUUCACCUGCUUGGUAUAAGUUUAGGUGCGCACAUAGCAGGCUGGACUGGGAAAUAUUUUCAUAAAUAUAAAUCUCACUCCAUAGGCCGUAUAACUGGCUUAGAUCCUGCAGGUCCAUGUUUUUCUUAUGCUUUUCACGAUCAAAGAUUAGAUAAAAUGGAUGCUAAAUAUGUAGAUGUUAUGCAUUCAAAUAUGUUAGUACAAGGAGUUACCGAACCUUUGGGCCAUGCUGACUUUUAUAUUAAUGGAGGGGGUCCACAGCAACCAGGGUGCAUAAUGCCUUCUUGUAGUCACCUUCGGGCGGCUGAAGUUUAUGCAGAAAGUAUAAGAAUACCUAAAUCUUUUGUGGGUGUUCGUUGUCAAAGUUGGAAACAUUAUGAAGCUAAUGCAUGUAAAAGUAAGGAUUACGCCGUCAUGGGGUAUGGUUCCUCAACCUCGACACGCGGUCUUUAUUACCUGCGAACGUCGGACAGUCCCCCCUUCGGCCUUGGUAUGAAUGGAACGCAACAUAGAGUUCAAACGAACAAUAAUAAUAAU